Alligator mississippiensis (American alligator) is the source of this 1871-nucleotide messenger RNA. RefSeq names its product ankyrin repeat domain 61 (gene ANKRD61). Lineage: Eukaryota; Metazoa; Chordata; Crocodylia; Alligatoridae. The coding region runs from base 109 to 1374 and encodes 421 amino acids. The transcript has 3 exons. The record is from RefSeq and is a predicted model, not a curated record. Gene Ontology annotation, molecular function: protein binding.
GUCAUCCUGCAACAUCACAAAGAGCAACUGUUCCAAAAAUGCAGAUUCUGAAAUUCUAUCUUUUUCCCAACUCUGGAUCCUCCCUACAGAAAGUAAAUUUCUCUUAUCAUGGGUAACAUAACCAAGGGAGCCAGUACACCCAAAACUGACUCCAAUCCUUUCAUUUACACACUUUCUUCCUUGGGGCAGAAGGCAUGUAAUCCACUGCAGGCAAAAUUAUAUGAAGCCAUAAUGAAAGAUGAUAGCACCAAUGUUAAAGCUUUACUAGCAUACCAUCCUGUCAAUGAACCGAUAACUGUUUGGGAUAACCUUAUGUGCAGCAGACCACUGUCAGCCCAGGACCAGCCUAUACUUCCAAUUCAUUUAGCUGCCAAAUACAGAAAAAAAAAGAGUUUGCAGUGUUUAUUAGAAGCUGGUGCUGAUCCAAAAAUAAGAGAUAACAGAGGUUACACAGCACUCCAUCUCCUCCUGCUCCACUGGCCAAAUAUUUAUUCAACAGGGACAGCCAUCCUAGACAGACUUCAGAGAAACCUAGCAACUACACAAAGUAAUGCAGAAAAGUGUCUCCGUAUCUUGUGUGAAAAGGGAGCCGAGAUAAAUCAUGAAAUGGGAAGUUAUUACAAACACAACCCUCUACAUUUAGCCCUAUACUCUGGAGCCUCACAAGCUAUAUCCAUUCUUACAGAGAAUGGGGCUAACAUAAACGAGAUGGAUGAGUCUGGCAAGACAGCUCUUCACACAGCUGCAGAGUUACUGAACAAAGAGGUAACGGAAACUUUAAUCAACUGCGGAGCAAACAUAAAUUGCACUGUUCCAACUUAUGGAAAAACUGCCCUUCAACUUGCAGUGUGCUCUGCAUCAUCCAAAGCAGGCACAGUUUUAGCUGUUGAUAUAGACUGCAUCCGUUUACUAUUAAUUAAGGGAGCCAAAGUAAAUACCCAGGAUUGUGAAGGACGCACAGUUAUUCAUGAUGCUUGUUCAGGAGGCAGAAAAGAAAUAGUUGAUCUCUUGCUAGAUUAUAAAGCAGAUGUUAACUGUUUAACAAGUCAUGGGCAAUCUCCACUUUUUCUGUUUCUUCAGCAUAAGUCAAAUAUGAAACGUGUACCACUGUUAAACAAGUUGUUAAACCUCUCAUAUCCUUUGAAAUUAACCAAUAAUCAUGGAGAUCUACCCACUGGACUUCUGUUUCCAGAAUAUCAACAGGAAAAAGAAUUUCUCGUAAGAUUGUCAAAAACUAUGUUGUCCCUACAGGACAUCUGCAAAAUCACUGUCAGAAGAAUAUACGGGGAGAAAAACAAACAUUACUUGAAAAACCAACUCCCAGUAUCCAUGUGGAACUCUUUGUACACUUACCAGGACUUCACACAACGUUAGCAAAUGAAGCCCAUGAUUUAACUGUCACAAAGUUCAAAAGUUCUGAAAUAUUUCGUUCAAUAUUUAUGACACAAUUAGUUACAAGAAGGCACACUGAAAUGCUGUUGUUUCCAAAACUUUAAUGAAAAAUUAAACUUGAACCAUGACACUUACCAACGCUGCAUGUUUUAAAGCCACUCUAACCUCUCUUAAAUUUAAUUACAAUAAUCCAGAAUGUUUGGUGUUUCAUUUUGUUUUAUAUUUAUUGGUUUCUUCUGUAAUCAACACUUUAAGAGCAAGAUCUGCAAACAGUUUCAAAGUAAAUGGGUGGGAAUAAGACAUUCACUUUGUUUUAUAUGGUCCUUUCAGUUAAAGUAGGAACAAGCAAGACACAUUCUAUGAUUCAUUUGUAAAAAAGGAUGUGCUGUAAAAUUGGGAAGGCUGUCAUAUAUUCUUCACACAAAGCUCAAAUAAACCUCAGCUAUAGAGUUGCUAUCACUGCCCCCAUAAUGUAGACU